This is a messenger RNA of Cotesia congregata, 303 nucleotides long. The record is from the annotation of a GenBank genome assembly. NCBI's taxonomy places the organism in Eukaryota, Metazoa, Arthropoda, Insecta, Hymenoptera, Braconidae.
AAACCAAACAUGAAUCCGCGAGAACGCAUAUCAAAAGCUGAAAAGUAUGCACUUUAUAAUAAUUUAUCAAUAUUAUUAAAAGCUGUAGAAGGUUACAAAACAACAAUUGAUUUACGAAAUGAAUCUUACGUUUAUGGAACUGUUGAAGAAACGGACGCGUUCAUGAACGUGACGAUGAAAAACUGUUUUUUCACGUACUCAAAUGGUGAUACCGUCAAGUUUGACACGUUAUUCGUCCAGUCGAGGAAUAUUCGAAAUGUCCACAUUCCUGCUAAUGUAAGAAAAUAUAACAUUUGUUUAUAA